Molecule: messenger RNA, 1704 nt
Organism: Trachymyrmex cornetzi
Lineage: Eukaryota; Metazoa; Arthropoda; Insecta; Hymenoptera; Formicidae
Product: cytochrome P450 9e2-like
Exons: 1
Coding region: 69-1607 (512 amino acids)
Molecular function (GO): oxidoreductase activity, acting on paired donors, with incorporation or reduction of molecular oxygen; monooxygenase activity; iron ion binding
Source: RefSeq, a predicted model, not a curated record
GUUAGUAACAGAAUCUCGCUCGUUAUACGUGCAUCUCAUCACUAGUCAAUCCGGAAAUUCUUGUCGUGAUGGAGCUUUUUACUUUACUUCUGUUUAUUCUAACAGCAAGUAUCUGCUUGUAUUAUGUUCUAAAUAAGUUAUUUUUUAAAUUAUCUUACUUCGAGCAACUGAAAAUUCCCCAUGUGCGACCAAUUCCAAUAUUGGGAAACAUGGCACCUUUUGCUUUUCAACGUAUGUGCCAUAUGGAGCUUCAACAAAAAAUGUAUAACCACUUCUCGAACGCAAAGUUCUUCGGCUUCUACGAUUUUAUAAUGCCAAUCUUUGUUAUUCGUGAUCCAGAUUUGAUUUCCACAAUCGCUAUAAAGCAGUUCGAUAACUUCUGCGAUCACCAUGGUUUCGUCAAUGAAACUCUCGAUCCGAUAGCCGGCAGAAAUCUGUUUAACCUGAAAGGGGAUCACUGGCGCGAAAUGAGGAAACUUCUUAGUCCCAGUUUUACAUCCAGCAAGAUGAAGAUGAUGUUUGGACUUAUUUGCCAGUGUGCAGAAAACUUCUCCAAUUUUGUAGUAGUGCAGACCGAAGAAGCUGCCAAAACGUAUAAUAUGAAAGAUUUACUUUCUAGAUACACCAACGAUACAGUGGCUACGUGUGCCUUCGGUAUUGAAGUGGAUUCUUUUAAAAAUCCGAACAACGAAUUCUUCUUACUUGGCAGAAAAGCAUUAAAUUUUGAUAGCUGGUUAGCUUUCAAGUUUUUAAUGCAUAGAAACUUCCCGCAACUUGCGAAACUCAUCAAGCUGAGAAUGUUCGGUCCAGAGGUAGAGAAUUUUUUCAAAGAUAUUGUUGCAACCACAGUGAAGACCAGAGAUGAGCAAGGAAUUAUUCGCCCGGACAUGAUUCAAUUGAUGAUGGAGACCAGGAACAAGAACACCGGCCCUGAGUACGACAUUAACGAAAUGACGGCCCAAGCGUUUGUUUUCUUUCUCGCCGGAUUCGAUACUAUAUCAUCAGCUAUGUGUUUCACAACGUACGAAAUUGGUAUCAAUCCUGAUGUUCAGAGAAAAUUAAGAGAGGAAGUCGACGAUGUUCUUAGGCAGACCAACGGCAAACCUACCUACGAAGCUAUCAAUUGUAUGAAGUAUUUGGACGCCGUGAUAAGUGAAGCUCUCAGAUUGUAUCCAAUAGCAUCUUUUCUUGACAGAAAAUGCGUUAAAGAAACCAAACUACCACCAGCGACUCCGGAUGGUGAACCGAUCACGAUAAAGCCUGGAGAUAGCAUAUGGAUUCCAAAUUUCAGUCUGCAUCGCGAUCCAAAGUACUAUCCGCAUCCAGAUAAGUUUGAUCCAGACAGAUUUCUUAACGGUGAUGUAGACAACUCGGUCUAUAUGCCAUUUGGUAUCGGACCUAGAAUCUGUAUAGGCAACAGGUUUGCCCUAAUGCAAGCAAAAGUCAUGUUGUUCUAUCUACUUUGGCGUUGCGAUCUCGAACCCGACAUUAAAACUCGAAUUCCUAUGGUAUUUAGCAAAAAAAUGUUUCUCAUGAUGGCGGACGGAGGUUUUUGGUUGAAGUUGCGAACAAGAAAAUCGAAGGCUCAUGUUACAUGUGCUUAUUGAGCGGACAUAAAGUUGAGGAAUAGUGAAUCAUACAUUUUUCGUUUUAAGCAUGAUAUUAUUGGGGACAUGCAUAAGUUUCCACGACCUUUUUAAUAAU